AUGCAAACCAUCAAGCUACCUGACACUAUCACCUGCGCUCUCUGUGAACGGCAACUGCCCCUCGAACGAUUCACUCCCUCGGCCUUGAAGCGUCUGCGCACGAUGAUUGUGCAAAAGGGUGUUGGCGCUUUGAAGGAUCAACAGAUCGCUCGAUGUGAUGGAUGUGGCACUCAGUCUCGUCCUGAGCUCCAUUGCAUGUCCUGCAACCAGGUCCGGCCCAUCAACGAAUUCGCUCACACCCAGCGCCAAUUUGAUCAGCCUGUCUGCCUUCCAUGCCAGGACAAUCUCCAGCUCGAUGAGCGGGACAAGCUUGCGAGCAACCAAAGUGGAGGGGGUUUGAUCGAGGCAGACGUCGAGCAGGAUAUCGACGAAAGAUCUGACCCGAUGGCCGUCUUCCCAAUGGACAUUGACAUCGCCCAGCAAGAUAUCCCUCAGGAGGCUGGUUUGGGAGAGACCGCCGCGGGCCCAACGCUGCAAGAGUCAGAUGAGAAUGCUCUGACUUCCCAACCGCGCAUGGCUACCCUCACUUCCGAGUCCUCUCGUGUUGCGCCCCGUCCGCCCCAGAAGAUCAUCCAGGACAUGGAGCUUGAGCUGCUCUUCGAAUAG
Penicillium diatomitis is the source of this 606-nucleotide messenger RNA. RefSeq lists its product as uncharacterized. The transcript is spliced from 5 exons. Bases 1 to 606 code for a protein of 201 amino acids. The record is from RefSeq and is a predicted model, not a curated record. NCBI's taxonomy places the organism in Eukaryota, Fungi, Ascomycota, Eurotiomycetes, Eurotiales, Aspergillaceae.